CAACGUCAGAGAUAAACAGGAUUAUCAAUUUUCUAUCAAUUGUUAUUGUUUUUUUUUCUCUUCAAGUUAAUUGAUUUUUUAAGUCGGUAAUUGAUCAAUUGUCACACUAAUUAAAUUGAUUGUGAUUCUAAUUUCUAAUUAAUUCCACAAAAAACAUUCGUUUUCUCCCUCAUGAUGAUGUUGCACAAAUGCACGAAGAUGAUAAUCUCCCGCCAAAUGAUCUCACCAAGAUGUUCCAUCAUUUGCCAUUCUCAGUUCGGAAGAGGAACCAUCAUCCCUUGUACCAUCAGACUAUUCGGUUCAAUGGAUUCUCCAGCAACAGUCAUUCCAACAACAACAACAUCUUCCAAUCUUCAUCAUCAAUCCAAACCAAUAAAUGCUCAUCACCUUAAAGAAGCUCGAUCACCACACCUAAGAUCUUGUCAACAAGAAUGUUCUGAACCAGUUGAUGCCAAAGUUAUCGGUUCGAUUCCAUCUUGGGUCAAAGGUUAUCUACUUCGAAAUGGACCUGGUUUACGGAAAAUUGGUACAGAUGAAUAUCGGCAUCUAUUUGAUGGACUGGCACUUAUUCAUCAAUUCACCAUUGAUUCAGGUCAUGUUACUUAUCGGAACAAAUUUCUCCGAUCGGAAGCUUAUAAACGGAACAUAAAAGCAAAUCGUAUCGUUGUCUCUGACUUUGGUACUCGUGCUUAUCCCGAUCCGUGUAAAAAUUUACUCGAACGGUACAUGAGCUACUUUUCAUUCAAACAAUUUACUGACAAUGAUUCAGUGAGUAUCUACCCGGUGGGUGAUCAACUUUAUGCCUCAACCGAAUCAACUUUCCUCCAUAGAAUUGAUCCAAAAACCAUCGAUACCAUGAACGGCGUUGACCUGGCCCAAUAUGUAACCGUUAACACUCAAACUGCUCACCCACACAUUGAACCAAACGGAAUCGUCUACAAUUUAGGAUCAAAUUUCAGCGGCAAGGGAACUUACAAUGUAAUCAAAAUCGAUCCAAAUGUAUCAUCAGGAUUUACUUCCGCUUCCCUUUUAGCGACAAUUCCAGUUCGAAAUCAAAUGUACCCUUCAUAUUAUCACAGUUUCCUGGUUACUCAAGAUUAUAUCGUCUUCAUUGAACAACCUUUGGUCACAUCGAUUCCCUCAAUUUUGAUCAAUCACUUCAUCGGCGGAGCUUAUUGUAAAGCUUUAAAAUGGCGACCAGAGUUCAAGACUCGUUUCAACGUGAUUGACAAAUCAACUGGAAAACUGAUCUCAUCUAAUUAUGUCAGUGAUGCAUUUGCUUUCUUUCAUACAAUCAAUGGAUACCAAGAAGAUGAUCACAUUGUCUGUGAUAUUUGCUGUUACGAAGAUGGAUCCAUUGUAAAUGCUUUAUUUGCUGAUACACUUUCAAAAAUCAGUGAACAAUCAGCUGAUACUAAAAAGGAAUCAGUUAAUUAUUACCAAUCCCUCAGAUCACAAGCUCGUCGCUAUGUUUUACCUUUAAACGUUGAUUCAAAAUCAGAUAAGUCUAUUGAUAAUUUAAUCACUUUGAAAGAUUCCAAAGCCAAAGCUAAACGUAAUGGAGAUGAAAUUGAAAUUACUCACGAACCUUUAACAACUACUGGUUCAAACAUGGCUGAAAUGCCACAGAUUAAUUAUCGACAUUAUAAUGGUAAAAAAUAUCGAUACUUUUACUCAAUCACUCGACGAGAUGAUUUUCUGGCUCAACUGAUGAAAUGUGAUGUUGGUAAUAAGCAAACAAUCAUCUGGUCGGAUGAAGGAUGCGCUCCGUCUGAACCCGUUUUCAUCCCGAGGCCUGGGGCGAUAGAUGAAGAUGAUGGUGUGGUUCUAUCAGCUGUUCUCUAUGAGAAAAUUGAAAAUGAAGGUUUUCUCCUUGUUCUUGAUGGUAAAACGUUCAAGGAAUUAGCUAGAGCCCAUUUUAAAACGCCUGCGGCGAUAACAAGUGAUUUCCAUGGACUUUUUUGUCCAAUACAAUCAAAGGACCAAAUAAUCAGCAACGGAUUAAAUUGAUAUCAAAUUGAAAGAUUUUAAUCCAAUUCCUUGAGAAAAAAAUUCUCUUUCAAUCAUCAGAUGCUCUUAUUGUUAAUUGUUAAUUGUUGUUCCUAAUUGUUGCUACAGUUUUCAUGCCUUUUCGAGUACAAAAUCAAAAUGAAAGUUUAAUCCUCGACAAUUUAAUCAUCUUGUAACAAUUAAUGUUUAUUUUUCUCUCUCUCUAAUCAACUUUCCGCAAUCAAAUGAUUACUUUUAAUUGUUGUCACCAAUCAUCAAAUGUUUCCAAUUGAUAUUCCAAUCAUCAUGACCAUAGGUUUGAAGACAAUUUAAUUGUGACAAUUUGAUCAUAUAACACAUUUCAAAAUGUUAAUCAUCUUAAUCAUAGUCUCGACAAUUAGUCACAAUCAACAAUCAAAACAACAUCAACCAAUCAAUAGUGAAAAUAUUGUAAACUAAUUGUUUGGAAAAAUUCAAUUUUCUAAAUUAUCAAUCAUUUUUGAUAUAUAUAAACACACUUGAUGGAUAAUCUUAAUUGUAAUUAACUAUUUUAAUUGGAUAAUCUUUAUUUUCUGUUGUUAAUUAAGGUUAUUAUUUUCACAUUAUAAUAAAACAAAAUAAACUUAUUCACAAUUA
This is a messenger RNA of Panonychus citri (citrus red mite), 2625 nucleotides long. Its product is annotated as carotenoid-cleaving dioxygenase, mitochondrial-like. Lineage: Eukaryota; Metazoa; Arthropoda; Arachnida; Trombidiformes; Tetranychidae. Gene Ontology annotation, biological process: retinal metabolic process; carotene catabolic process. Gene Ontology annotation, molecular function: carotenoid dioxygenase activity; beta-carotene 15,15'-dioxygenase activity. The transcript has 8 exons. The record is from RefSeq and is a predicted model, not a curated record. The coding region runs from base 172 to 2010 and encodes 612 amino acids.